AUGGCUGACCCUGACAUCCACCCAACAAAGGAAAUCGAUCCUGAGGCUCAAAACACCCGCAUCACCUUCCAAACCCACGAACGCGGUCGCUCAGAAACAGACCCCCGUCUCGGCCGCACACGUACCCGCUCCCUCUCCCGUCGUCGCUCCCACUCCUCCUCACGCUCCCGCAUCCAUCCAGCCUCUCCCUACUCGGGCUACCAGAUCGAAUACCGCACUUUAUCCAUCCAAGUCACCGAAGCCAAACAAACUGUCGACUCUGACGACUCCAAGACUGUGAAACCGAAGACUGAUGAGGAUUACUUCUCUAAGCUUCAGUACCAUGAGUUGCAGGUUGAACAGUUGUGUCAGCAGCUUAAUGUUAGUGCUGGGGAGGGUCUUUCCGAGAGUGCGGCUGCGACGAGACUUGAGCGCGACGGAAAGAAUACACUUCCUCAUCCCAAGACGAACUAUAUCAAGCGGACUCUAAAGUACAUCUUUGGUGGUUUCUGUUCGGUUCUUUGGGUUGGGGCUAUUAUCUUCUUCCUCUGCUGGCAGCCCCUCAGCAAUCCUCCGUCGAAUCAGAAUCUUUCGCUCGCCGUUCUUAUCCUCAUCGUCAUCUUCCUCCAGGCUGGCUUUUCAGCCUUCCAGGAUUGGUCUACCGCCAAGACCAUGAAUUCUAUCCUCGACCUGUUGCCUUCUUUCGCAAUGGUCAAGCGUGAUGGUGAAAUCAAAAGCUUGCCUACGAUUGGUCUUGUCGCUGGCGAUGUUAUUCAUCUCCAAGUCGGCGACAAAGUUCCUGCUGAUCUGCGCAUCAUCAGUCACUCUGGUGACAUCCGUUUUGAUCGUUCGGUUCUUACUGGCGAGUCUGACGAGAUCGAGGGUGCGGUUGACGCCACCGAUGCGAACUUCCUCGAGAGUCGCAACAUUGCUUUCAUGGGAACUACUGUCAUGAACGGUAAUGGUGUCGGUGUUGUUGUACUCACUGGUGGCCGAACUGUCAUGGGUCGUAUCGCGACGUCUACAUCUGGUGUCAAGGAUUCAGCUGCUCUGAUCCAGCAGGAAAUCACUCGCUUCGUCAAGAUUAUUGUCUGCAUGACCAUUAUCCUGGCUCUCGCGAUCCUUCUUACGUGGGUUGGUUGGCUGCGCGUUGAUCACCCAGAUUACAUGAGUGUUCCAGCCAUGCUUGUCAAUGUCAUGGCCUGUGUCGUGGCGUUCAUUCCGGAGGGUAUGCCAGUCGCUGUGGCGUUGACACUCAUGAUGGUAGCGCGUCGCAUGAAGGCUGUCAACGUUCUACCCAAGGGUCUAUCGACCGUUGAGACCCUUGGUUGUGUGAAUGUCAUCUGCUCUGACAAGACUGGAACUCUUACACAGAACCAGAUGUUUGUCAGCUCCGUUGCCUUUGUCGACAAGAAAUUCGAGUCUUCGGAUGAAUUCCACUAUCUUGUCAACAGCAACGAAGCAGACCAAGCUUCAAUCGCUCUUCAACGCGCAGCACUUCUUUGUAACGAUGCAUCCUUCGAUCCGACCACUAUCCAUCUUCCCCUUCAUGAGCGAGCAGUCAUGGGUAACGCCACCGACAGCGCAGUCUUCCGCUUCGCCGCAUCCGGCCACUCAGGUGAUAGUGCCAGGAAGACUAUGCCUCGCAUCUUCGAAGUACCCUUCAACUCCAAGAACAAAUGGAUGUUAACAGUCUUCCAAUCCGACGACGAACGUGGUGCAUACCGUGUCAUCAUCAAGGGUGCGCCUGAUAUCCUUCUUGCAGGAUGUACCAAGUACUGGUCCUCCGAGUCCAACUCCGUCGUCACGCUUACUCGCGACGCACGCAUCAAGUUCCAGCAGAUCCAAGACGAAGCUUCUCGUCGGGCGGAACGUGUGAUUGUCUUGUGUGAGAAGUUCAUCACUCCUCGCUCGGUCGCUGGCACGAAUAGUUUCAGUGAUGAGAUCACGCACUCCGCUAUUCAGGACCUUACUGUCGUCGGUAUGCUCGGCAUCAUCGAUCCUCAUCGUCCCGAGAUUCCAGCCACGGUUGAGCAAUGCCGUCGUGCUGGAACGAGGUUCUUCAUGGUCACUGGCGACUACGCUCUCACCGCCGCCGCAAUCGCUCGCAACACUGGUAUCUUCUCUUGUCAGCAGGAUCCUGAUACCAUUGACUCGCUCUACCCCGGUACCCCUACCAGCGAGAAGAAGACGAAGCCGAAGAAGGGUGAUCGUGCGGAGAUCAUCCCCCGAAGUCUACUACUCGAAGGCGCCCAUCUCAGUAGGCUUAGCCAGGAGGACUGGGAUAUCGUCUGCGCCUACGAAGAAAUCGUCUUUGCACGAACUACUCCCGAGCAAAAACUUCGUAUCGUCACCGAACUUCGCGAACGCGACAAUGUAGUCGCUGUAACCGGUGAUGGUGUCAACGACGCCCCUGCCCUUCGCGCUGCAGACGUUGGUGUCGCUAUCGUUACCGGAAGCGAUGUCGCCAUCGAAGCAUCUGACCUCGUCCUCCUCGACCGCUUCGACUCCAUUAUCGACGCCAUGCGCCUCGGCCGUCUCGUCUUCCAGAACCUUCAAAAGGUUAUUUCCUACCUUCUCCCCGCCGGUAGUUGGUCCGAGAUCUGGCCUGUCAUUCUGAACGUCUUCUUCGGCGUUCCUCUCCCUCUUAGCGCGUUUCUCAUGAUCAUCAUCUGUGUCUUUACAGAUCUGUUCCUCAGUCUGUCACUGAUCAUGGAGAAGGAGGAAUUCGAUCUUCUUUCUCUUCCUCCCAGGAACCACAAGCGCGAUCACCUCAUCAACGCCAAGAUCUACACCCAAGCGUACCUCUUCACGGGUACCAUGGAGACCAUCACCGCGCAUGCCAUGUUCUUCCUCUACAUGUGGAGACACGCCAAGCUCUCCGCCUCCGAUCUCUUCUUCCUCUUCGAAGGCUACUCAGAAGGCUAUCACGGCUACACCAAGGACGAGCUGACCAAGUUCAACAACACCGGCCAGUGUGUUUACUUUGUCACACUAGUGUUCCUUCAAUGGGGAAAUAUCCUCGCUGUGAGGAACCGACGCUUGAGUAUUUUCCAGGCGAAUCCUAUUACCAAGGCUCAUCGCAACCCGUGGUUGAUUCUUAGCAUGCUUAUCAGUUUGUGCAUUGCUAUUUUUGUGACGGAGGUGCCUGGGAUUCAGAAGUUGUUUGAUACCGAGUCUGUGCCGAUUGAGUUUUGGUUGAUUCCUAUUCCUCUGGGGUUGGGUAUUUUGUUGGUUGAUGAGAUUAGGAAGUUCUUUGUGAGGAAGUUUCCCAAGUCUUUCAUUGCGAGAAUAGCUUGGUAA
Molecule: messenger RNA, 3282 nt
Organism: Fusarium coffeatum
Lineage: Eukaryota; Fungi; Ascomycota; Sordariomycetes; Hypocreales; Nectriaceae
Exons: 1
Coding region: 1-3282 (1093 amino acids)
Biological process (GO): intracellular potassium ion homeostasis; proton transmembrane transport; sodium ion export across plasma membrane
Cellular component (GO): membrane
Molecular function (GO): ATP hydrolysis activity; P-type sodium:potassium-exchanging transporter activity; ATP binding
Source: RefSeq, a predicted model, not a curated record